This is a messenger RNA of Durusdinium trenchii, 1308 nucleotides long. NCBI's taxonomy places the organism in Eukaryota, Dinophyceae, Suessiales, Symbiodiniaceae. The record is from the annotation of a GenBank genome assembly.
AUGGAUCGCUUCGACACGUCCAAGGAUCCGCGCUUCAAGCGGGCGCCGCGGCAUGUGCGGCGCGUGCAGGUGGAUGGGCGCUUCGCGCGGAUGUUCAAGGAUCAGCAGUUCGUAGAGACCCCUCGGGUGGACGCGCGCGGGGAACGCCUUCGGCGGAACGCGGGGAAGCAGAAGCUGAGGGAGUUCUACGAGCUAGCGGGAGUAGAAGGUGCGGAGAAGAUUGAAGAUGAGGCAGAGGAGGUCGAUGAAGCAGAGCAUGAAGAUGCGGAUCAAAUGGAAGACUUGGAGGAGUCAGAGGAGGAGGAUGAGGAGGAGGCGCAACCACUGAGUUUGAUCCAGGAUGAGGUCCACGAUGAGGCGGUUCCAGAGGAAAUCCCACAGGGUGAUGCGACCUCCCGACUGGCUGUGAUGGGCUGUGAUUGGGAUCACGUCUCAGCGGGAGACUUGAUGGUGAUGUUCCGCACCUAUCUGGCCAAUGCCAGAUCCAAGAGCCAAGCUGGAAGUGUUGAAAAGAUUAGCGUUUAUCCUUCGGAUUACGGCUUGCAGCAGCUCGAAAGAGAGGCCAAAGAAGGGCCAACCCUUGAUGCACGUGGCCAGCGUGGACUUGAAGAAAAUGAAGAAGCGCAACAAGAAGCCUUAAGACGAUACCAAAUGAACCGGACCAAAUACUCUUGGGCCUUGGUGGAAUGUGAUUCAGUGUCCACUGCGGCGUGGCUUUACGACCAGAUGGACGGCCUUGAGGCUGAUGGCGUGUGCCCCUCCUCACUGGACCUGCGCUUCGUGCCGGCCGACGUGGCGCCGCCCCACGCGCCCAGCAGCGUGGCCACAGAGCUGCCGAGCAAGUUCGCCGGGCCGGGGAUGUUGCGCUCGGCAUCGAGGCACACGAAGGUCAAGUGCACCUGGGAUGAAGCCCCGGUCCAGCGGCGGAAGGAUUUGAUGAAGAAGAGGUUUACACCGCAAGAGAUGGCGGAAAUGGACUUGCAAGCGUACCUGGCUUCCAGCUCGGAUGAGGAGAAGGAGGGAGCAGGAGAUUUGAAAGCUUUGGUGGCGGGCAGUGACUCUGAAAGCCUUCACCCUAGUGAGGAUAGUGACAUGGAAGGACUCAAGAAAAGCAAGAACGAAGGUGAUAUGGAGGCCACCUUCAGUGUGAAAGCAAGUGCGCUGGAAGACAAGCUGGCCGAGCGAGCCAAGCAGGAGGGUCAUGGAGUCCAUACUUUGCAGCAGCAACCUCAGAGUGCUUGGGAGAAGUACCUUGAAAAGAAAAAGCAGAAAAAAGAGGGAGCGGAAGCAGCAGGCAAGGGAAGAUAG